CACUGUGUUAAAUGUAGGAGAUAUAGAAAGGCCACAAAUGUCCAACAGAUGGCAGAGUUACCAGAAGUAAGAACAAAAACAGCACCUCCUUUUACAUAUUGUGGUGUCGACUGUUUUGGCCCAUUCAUAGUAAAGGAAGGAAGAAAGGAAGUCAAAAGAUAUGGAUUAUUGUUCACCUGCUUAUGUUCACGAGCUGUGCAUAUUGAAACACUUGAUGACUUAUCAACUGAUGCUUUCAUGAGCGCUCUUCGGGUUCUGAUCGCCAUAAGAGGUCCUGUUCGACAAUUAAGAUGUGACCAAGGGACGAAUUUUGUGGGAGCCAGAAGAGAGUUUUUGGAGCUAAUGAAGGAUAUGGACCAAGAACCACAAAGAGCUAUUGGUUGCGAGUUUGUGAUGAACGUUCCAUCAGCUAGCCACAUGGGAGGCAUCUGGGAACGCCAAAUUCGGACAGUACGAAGCGUACUAACAGCAAUGUUAGAUAAAUUCUCAAACAGACUUGAUACAACUAGUCUAAGAACACUUCUUUACGAGACAAUGGCCAUCAUUAACAGCAGACCCUUAAGUAUAGAGUAUCUUAAUGAUCCCUUGGGUCCAGAGCCAUUAACUCCCAAUCACAUAUUAACGAUGAAGUCUUCAGUUAUUCUCCCCCCUCCAGGACAGUUUUGCAGAGAGGAUUUGUACUUGAACAAAAGAUGGAGAAGAGUACAAUUUCUAGCAAACGAGUUUUGGCAAAGAUGGAAACGAGAAUAUCUGCUAAAUCUCCAACAGCGACAGAAAUGGCAGAAAGUUUCACGGAACCUGCACAUUAAUGACAUUGUGAUCCUACAAGAUGACAAUGCUCCAAGAUGUAAAUGGAAACUAGCUCUAGUUGUAGAGACUCUAGAAAGCCCAGACGGCAAGGUUCGAAAGGUGAAACUAAAGACAAGUGAAACAACAUUUGACAAAGGAAAACCACUGACAAGGUUGAUAUAUUUAGAAAGACCUAUUCACAAGGUAGUGACAUUACUUGAGACUAAUACAGAGUAAAACAGACUCUACUCUUGACACUCAUUGGAAAAUCACAUUGAGAACCAAUUAGUGAUUUUGGUGGGAGUGUAAGUGUCAAUAAAAUAGUUUAUUUCUUGAAAAAAUGUAUGUUUAUUUCUGAAAGAUAGAAUAAUGUAUUUUAAGUUGUUUGGUUCACGUUUUAAGAUUUGUGUUAAAUGAUUGUAUUUUAUUUCGUGUCAAAUAAUUUUUUGUCGAAAGGUAUCGCGAGAUUUGUGUACAUGUGUGAGGCUGCGAGACUUAAGUAACCAUAGAAGAAGCAGAAGCUGGUGCCAGAGCUAUGUGUAGCAGCCUCGUGUCCUGUCGUUGUCAAGAGUGUACAACGACGAAUCAUUCUGUUAAAGACCUCCGAAGUGGCAGGCGGCCACGAGGUAACUUUUUUGUCAAAGCACGUGUCACCUGUCUGUCUGUAAAUGUAUCUAUGUCUAAAGCUUUGUCUUUUAUUUCUG
Molecule: messenger RNA, 1493 nt
Organism: Xiphophorus maculatus (southern platyfish)
Lineage: Eukaryota; Metazoa; Chordata; Actinopteri; Cyprinodontiformes; Poeciliidae
Exons: 2
Coding region: 49-1026 (325 amino acids)
Biological process (GO): DNA integration
Molecular function (GO): nucleic acid binding
Source: RefSeq, a predicted model, not a curated record